Insectozyma verbasci is the source of this 582-nucleotide messenger RNA. The record is from the annotation of a GenBank genome assembly. NCBI's taxonomy places the organism in Eukaryota, Fungi, Ascomycota, Pichiomycetes, Serinales, Debaryomycetaceae.
AUGAGUAUUUUUAAAUCAUCAAUUCCAACAUUGAGAGCAACAUUGAGAACAACAUUGAUAAAACAAUCAUCACCAAUUUUAAGUUCAAUUACUACACGUUCAUUAUCAAGAUCAUUAAUAUCAGAAAAUAAUAGAAUAAUAACAAAAACAACUUUAUCAAAUAAUGUUAAAAAUUUCAAUGGUUUAAGAUUUUAUUCAGUAUUAACUGAAUCACCAGAGGCAAAAAUUUAUAAAUAUGAUGAUGUUAAAGAUCUUGCUGCUCAUCCAGAUAAACAUCCAGAUUCAAUUUUAGUAGAUGUUAGAGAACCAGUAGAAUUUAGUGAUGGACAUAUACCUAAUGCUAUAAAUAUUCCAUUUAAAAGUAGUCCAGGUGCUUUAGAUUUACCGGAAGAAGAUUUUCAAGAAAUUUUUGGUUUUGAUAAACCUGCAAAUGAUAAAGAAUUGGUAUUUUAUUGUCUUGGAGGUGUUAGAUCAACUGCUGCUGAAGAAUUAGCAAGUACUUUUGGUUAUAAAAAAAGAGGUAAUUAUGUUGGAAGUUAUGAAGAUUGGGUAUCUCAUGAAAAUAAAACAAAAACCAAUUAA